AUGCCCCGAUUUGAAUAUCGCGACACCUCCCCAACCCCCACGCAGGCAGAAACCCACCCCAUAGUCAACGCCGCAUACCAAGGCCACUACAACGUCGCCGAGUUCCUCAUUCAAAAACAGAGCCAACCUGAGCGACAUCGAUGUCGAAACUGGAUUCAUGCCUCUCAUGCUCGCUUGUCAGAACGGGCAUUCCGAAGUCGCGGAGUUACUGAUUGA
Molecule: messenger RNA, 216 nt
Organism: Penicillium argentinense
Lineage: Eukaryota; Fungi; Ascomycota; Eurotiomycetes; Eurotiales; Aspergillaceae
Exons: 1
Coding region: 1-216 (71 amino acids)
Source: RefSeq, a predicted model, not a curated record